GUUCACUUGAGUCAUGCAGGAGAGACAAGGCACACCUCUGGGAACGCUGCAGCCACAGACACGGUGUCUGCGAUGUGGAGACGUGCUGGAGUGGUCCGAGGAGCACAGCAUCCUGCUGGGCUGCUCCUGCUGCUCUACAGUGGAUGAGACGCUGGAAAAUGUAGCCAGAGGUCUUGCCAGCAGAAUGAAGAGGGAGAAGAGUCACUGGGCAGCUGGAAGAGUGGGCGACAUUGACUUUGUUGGCCCGACGAAGACAAGAGGAAAGUUUGUGAGGGUGCGCAGCAACACAGACCCAGUGCUCAUCUACCAGAUGCUGACAGAGGACUGGGGCCUCGCUCCCCCACACCUGGUGGUGGCACUGGUGGGAGGAGAUGAGGUGGCUCAGAUGAAGCCGUGGCUCAGGGACACUCUAAGAAAAGGACUUGUGAAGGCUGCACAGAGCACAGGGGCAUGGAUUUUGACUAACGGCCUUCGCUUUGGCAUCACAAAGAACUUGGGCCGGGCGGUGAGGGAUCACUCGCUGGCCAGCACCUCUUCUAAAGUUCGUGUCGUGGCCAUUGGCAUCGCACCCUGGAACAUGAUCCACAACCGAGAGGCGCUGCUCACCAGCCACUACGCCAAGGUGGAUGAGCCUGUUGUGUACAAACCACAGGACCUGCCUCACGGGUCUGUGUAUUCCCUGGACAGCAACCAUUCCCACUUUGUGCUGGUGGAGGAGGAUCCGAACAAACCAGGAGCCACCAGUGAAAUGAGGGUGAAGCUGCUCAAGCACAUCUCCCUUCAGCGUACUGGUUACGGAGGGGAUCUGGCCAAAAAUGUGCAGGUAGGGGCGGUACAGGGCUCUGCGAAACACCCAGUCAAUCCUUGGGUCAUUGGGGUGGAGAAGAGCCUGAGUGGCGACACCGCGUGCGACCUUGAAGAGGUGAUGAUGGACGCGCUGAUCAAUGACAAACCAGACUUUGUGCGCCUUUUUGUGGACAAUGGCGUGAACUUGGGCGAGUUCCUCACCUACGGUCGCCUGCAGGAGCUUUACUGGUCUGUGUCUGAGAAGAGCCUCUUUCACAACCUGCUCCUCAAAAAGUACGAGGAGAAGCAGCUUCUGCUUGGAGCAGCCAGGACGCCUGGUCCGCCUGGGCACCACCCACCCGAGCAAGGGGACCGGAAACCCAGAUUCACCCUUUAUGAGGUUGCCAAAGUGCUGAAAGACUUUCUCCAUGACUCCUGCAAAGGCUUUUACCAGAAGAUUUCCACAGAGAAGCCAGCAAAGGGUCGACUGUUCCACAGCCAAAAGAACCUGGCCGAAUUAGAAGAGGGCUGCGAACAUCCUUGGAGGGAUCUCUUCCUUUGGGCCGUCCUUCAGAACCGACAGCAGAUGGCCAACUACUUCUGGGCUAUGGGCCCCGAGGCGGUUGCGGCAGCGCUGGCGGGUUGUAAGAUUCUGAAAGAGAUGGCACGACUGGAAUCUGAGGCUGAGUCUGCACGUAGUAUGAAGGAGGCGAAGUAUGAGCAGUUCGCCCUUGAUGUCUUUGGAGAGUGUUACUCCAACAGUGAAGACAGGGCUUACGCUUUGUUAGUGAGGAGGACACACUGCUGGAGCAAAUCUACGGUCCUUAACUUGGCCACAGAGGCAGACGCCAAAUCUUUCUUCGCCCACGAUGGAGUUCAGGCUCUCCUCACAAAAAUUUGGUGGGGGUCGAUGACGACAGACACAGCCAUCUCCAAACUCGUGGUGUCUUUCUUCUGUCCUGCACUCAUCUGGACCAACCUUAUAAAGUUCAGUGACGAGGAAGUUGAUAAUCGUAAUGGCCAUGAGCAGUUUGUGGAACUGGACAGUUUGGACACUGAAAAGGCUCUGCUGUUAACCGAUGAUGAUGACCCUUUGGACAAUUCACCUGGAGGUCCAGCCACUCAGAGCUGUGCCUCUGUCUGGUGGCGUUUCCUGCUCCGCCGCUGGCGUCGCUUCUGGAGCGCUCCUGUCACCGUGUUCCUCGGUAAUGUCAUCAUGUACUUCGCCUUCCUCUUCCUCUUCACCUACGUGCUCCUGCUGGACUUCCGCCCACCGCCACCUUUAGGCCCCGGAGCCCCGGAGAUAAUGCUGUACUUCUGGGUCUUCACCUUGGUGCUGGAGGAAAUCCGACAGAGCUUCUUCACAGAUGAAGAGAUGAACAUCUUGAAGAAGUUCAAACUCUAUGUGGAGGACAACUGGAACAAGUGUGACAUGGUUGCCAUCUCACUGUUUGUUGUUGGGGUUUCAUGCAGGAUGGCGAACAACACGUACGAGGCAGGAAAGACGGUUCUGGCGAUUGACUUCAUGGUGUUCACUCUACGUCUGAUCCACAUCUUUGCCAUUCAUAAACAACUCGGCCCCAAGAUCAUCAUCGUGGAAAGAAUGAUGAAGGACGUUUUCUUCUUCCUUUUCUUCCUGAGCGUGUGGAUGAUUGCGUACGGUGUCGCCACUCAGGCUCUUCUCCACCCCAAUGACCCAAGGAUUGACUGGGUGUUUCGCAGAGCCCUGUACCGCCCCUACCUGCACAUUUUUGGCCAGAUCCCCUUAGAGGAAAUAGAUGCUGCUCGCAUGCCUGAAAUUAACUGCACCAAUGACUCAGAGGAGAUUAUCAUGGGCCUGCGGCCGCCAUGUCCCAACAUCUACGCCAACUGGCUGGUCAUCCUGCUGCUGGUUAUCUUCCUUCUUGUCACCAAUGUCCUGCUGCUAAAUCUGCUCAUCGCCAUGUUCAGCUACACCUUCCAGGUGGUGCAGGGAAACACCGACAUCUUCUGGAAGUUCCAGAGAUACAACCUGAUUGUGGAGUACCACAGUCGUCCAGCGCUGGCCCCACCCUUCAUCAUCAUCAGCCACCUCUCUCAGCUCCUCCUCAGCCUCGUCAAACAGCCUGCGUCCAAGCAGGAGCAUCUCGAGAGGGAGCUGCCGGCGGGGCUAGACCAGCUAAUAACAUGGGAGACGGUGCAGAAAGAGAACUACCUGGCCAAACUGGAGCGCCAGCAUUGGGAGAGCAGUGAGGAGAGACUCAAGAGCACCUCUUCAAAAGUUCAGAGCUUGCUGAGGAUUGUCGGAGGGUUCAAGGACCAAGAGAAAAGACUGACAUCCAUGGAGGCUCAGGUCAGAUAUUGUGGAGAGGUGUUGUCCUGGAUGGCCGAGUGCUUCGCUCAAAGCACACUCAAGUGCGGCAAAGAAGCUCCAAGAGCUCCAACGUCUCUCUCAAGCUGCAAGGCAGGCGGCACUUCGGACGCACCUCAAAGUCAACCAGAGAAAGAAGUCAAACAAGAAGCGGCUGAAGCCAAACCAGGUCUAUCAGGAUAUGGAGCCAACAAAAAAUUUCCUUACAUUGAUGAAUAA
Plectropomus leopardus (leopard coralgrouper) is the source of this 3355-nucleotide messenger RNA. The record is from RefSeq and is a predicted model, not a curated record. Lineage: Eukaryota; Metazoa; Chordata; Actinopteri; Perciformes; Serranidae.